This is a messenger RNA of Prosopis cineraria, 2706 nucleotides long. RefSeq names its product histone-lysine N-methyltransferase, H3 lysine-9 specific SUVH3-like. Lineage: Eukaryota; Viridiplantae; Streptophyta; Magnoliopsida; Fabales; Fabaceae. Bases 304 to 2277 code for a protein of 657 amino acids. Gene Ontology annotation, cellular component: nucleus. The transcript has 3 exons. Gene Ontology annotation, molecular function: zinc ion binding; histone methyltransferase activity; protein binding. The record is from RefSeq and is a predicted model, not a curated record.
CUCACUGUCCGGCUGUCCGCAGCAGGUUCAAGUUCAACACAUUUAUCGAUGCACCCAUUACUCUGUUUUCUCUCUCUGCUUCCAAUUCUUCGCCUCCCUUCCUUACGUCCCUAUUUGACAGAAAGGAUCUGCAAUCUUCAAGCACCUUCAGAAGGAUGAAACUAUCGUGACGCAUUUGGGUGUGUCUGCUGCAAAUGGUUUGAGUGUCGAAGCACGAAUCUCUAUAUGAGGUGGGGAACAAGAUAUUGGGUAGGUUAUUGAGGGAAAAUAGUGGUUUUGAGGUUUAGAUUGAAGGGGUCUGCAAUGGAAGGAGGUUUCGGCCAAAACUCUGUUCCUUCUUCAACUUCUUUUGACAAGUUCACGAUUUUGGAUGUUAAGCCUCUGCGUUGCUUGCUGCCAGUGUUCCCUAUGUCAUCUCAAGGUCCUUCUGGGUUCGCUCCUUUUUUCCCCUUUGGUGGUCCUCAAGGACCUCAAGCAUGGACCGAUCUCAACCAGCAUGCUCCUCCCUCUGGAGAGACACCAGAUUUUCUAAUGCCUACUCCAAUCCGUUCAUUCAGAGGCCCUAUAGACAAUACUCCAUCAAAACGUGGAGCACCACGUGGGAGCAGGUCAAAAUCAUCCCAAAGAAAGGCCAAGAAGAUCCAAGUAUCACAGGUGGAUUUAAGUUCUGUAGUUGGCAUUAGCCCAGCCCAACAAACUGAUGGUAACUUGGAAGUUGUUAGUCUUGUACUCAUGGAGUUUGAUGCGCUUCGAAGAAGAAUUAGCCAACUUGAAGAUGCCAGGGAAUUCGCUUCAGGAUUUACCAAGCGUGGAGAUUUAAAAGCUGGCAAUAUAUUGAUGACCAAGGGCAUUCGAACAAACAUGAAAAAGAGAGUAGGUGCAGUUCCUGGGGUUGAGAUCGGGGACAUUUUCUUUUUCAGAAUGGAAUUGUGUGUUGUGGGUAUACAUGCUCAGUCCAUGGGUGGGAUUGACUACAUGAGCAUCAAGGGUGGGUUUGAGGAAGAACCUCUGGCUGUAAGCAUUGUUGCAUCAGGAUAUUAUGAUGACAAUGCAGAUGAUGACGAUGUCUUAAUUUAUAGUGGACAGAGUGGGAACUUUGGCAAGAAAGAAAAGGUGGUGGCUGAUCAGAAGCUUCAAAGGGGUAACCUUGCUCUGGAAAGAAGUUCACGACGGCACAAUGAAGUAAGAGUCAUCCGGGGCAUGAGUGAUGCUGCAAAUCCAAAUUUAAAAGUCUAUGUCUAUGAUGGUCUGUACAAAAUUCAAGAUUCAUGGAUAGAAAAGGGGAAAGAUGGCAGUGGUGUAUUCAAGUACAAGUUGGUGAGAAUGCCUGGACAGGUUAGUGCUUUUUCUGUUUGGAAAUCAGUUCAGAAGUGGAAGACAGACCGUUCUUCAAGGACUGGACUUAUUUUCUCAGAUCUCUCUUUAGGAGCUGAGAGUAUUCCUGUAUCACUUGUCAAUGGUGUUGACCAUGAUAGAUUGCCUGGUGGUUUCACUUAUUUUCAUUCCCUUAGAUAUACAAAACCGUUCAGUUUAAUGCAGUCUUCUAAUGGCUGUGACUGUACAAAAGCAUGUGUCCCUGGUGAUCUGAAUUGCUCUUGUAUUCGGAGAAAUGAAGGUGAUUUUCCAUAUAUUGGCAAUGGCAUUCUAGUGAGUCGUAGGCCAUUAAUUCAUGAAUGUGGCCCCACAUGUCGUUGUUUUCCUAACUGCAAAAAUAGAGUAUCCCAGAUGGGCUUGAAGCACUCCUUGGAAGUAUUCAAAACAAGAGAUAGGGGAUGGGGUCUACGAUCAUUGGAUCCUAUUCGUGCUGGUUCUUUUGUUUGUGAAUAUGCUGGAGAAGUUAUUGACAAGGGAAACUUAAAUCAGAAUGAGGAGUUAGCAAUUAAAGAUGAGUAUGCUUUUAAUACUAACCGUAUAUAUUCUCCAUUUAAGUGGAAUCAUACGCCUCAGUUAUUGGAAGAUGUGAUUUCAAAUGACUCUUGUGAGGAUUAUGACAUUCCAUCUCCGCUAAUUAUAAGUGCUAAAGAGUUUGGAAAUGUUGCUAGAUUCAUGAAUCAUAGCUGCUCCCCAAAUGUUUUCUGGCAGCCAGUUGUUUAUGAAGAAAACAAUCAAUCGUUCCUUCAUAUUGCAUUUUUCUCUCUCAGACAUAUUCCACCAAUGACAGAGUUGACAUAUGAUUAUGGGAUUUCCCGUUCUGAUUAUGCUAAGGGGAGCAGAAUACCCAGAGGUAGAAAACAAUGCUUAUGUGGAUCGUCGAAGUGCAGUGGUUCUUUUGGUUGAUGGAUUGUGUCACAGUUGCUUGCACAUGAGCAUGGUGUUUGGAAUUGUACUUGUGACUAAGGUAAGGAUUCUGCAGAUAUUUUGGAGAACCAGAUCAAGCUCCAAUUUUGUGGAUGUGCUUUUUUUAUAAGCCCAGGUAUGCUUGACUGGAAAGUAAAUGCUCAGCUUUUUUGUUUAUGAAGAAAAAGUAGUUUGUAAAGUUGUUUUGAAGAAGUUGCUAGAGAAUGACCUGUAUAUGGUUACUAGAACUAGAAAGGACGUGCCUAGUGAUGUUCAUGGCACUAUGUAGUGUGUAUAGUUGGAUGAUUUCUCUUUGGUCUUGGUUUAGUGAUGUGAACUGUAUGUAACUGAUGUUUGUAAAUAUGUUUACUUUAGGAUAAGAAACUUCCUAUGCCUGGCUUUUUGAAUUUAUAUUUUGGUUUUGAAAGA